GUGGCGCAAGCGCAUGUGGGGGUGGUUUCGAGCAUUUAGGUUGCUAUCUUGGGCGCAGUUGAAAACAAGGGCUGGUAAGGAGCGAAUGGAAAAGGGCGUUGCAGCGUGAAGUUUGAGGGCCCCAUGGGCAAGGAGAAUGAAUUUCUGGAGGCAGCUCGCGCGGGGAAUGUUGCUGCUGUUGAAAAGUACCUCUACCAGCGCUCAAAACGUUCCGGACCGCUAGCCAGCCUCCGACGGACACCUACAACCAAUGUCCAGGACUCAAAUGGGUACUCAGCUCUACACUAUGCUGCUCUCAAUGGGCACACUGAGGUGGUGCAGGUGCUACUCAUUGGUGAAGCUAAUCCAGAUAUUCAGGAUCCCCGUGGUUCUGGCCCCCUACAUUUAGCGGCAUGGGCUGGACAUCAGGAGGUGGUGAAGCUAUUGCUGAGCAACAAAGUUAGGCCUGCAGAACCAAAUUUACAGACAGCCGAUCUCGAUACACCACUGCACUGUGCUGCACAACAUGGUCACACGGGUGCUCUCACAUCACUCCUGGCACACGGUGCUGAUCCACAAAUUAUAAAUGCACGCGGGGAGACACCAUUUGAUCUGGCAGCACAGUACGGACGGCUGCAGGCUGUACAGAUGCUUAUUAGGGCCUAUCCUGACCUAUUGCGACCCUUCAGGCGCCCAUCAUUGCACAUACGAACACCUCUUCACUUGGCAGCACGAAAUGGCCAUGUGAGGGUUGUUGAGCUUCUUCUUGCAGCUGGAAUGGAUGUCAAUGUGGCCACUGAAGCUGGUUCAGCACUCCAUGAAGCUGCUCUGUGUGGAAAGGAUGCAGUUGUGAGGACUCUCUUGGCAUCAGGUGCAAAUCUCGGAGCAACGGAUAGCCAUGGAAGGACACCAAUUGAUCUCCUUGAGGAAUUUCCGCCGCACGUAACGCGACGUAUUGUGAAUGUUAUCAAUGCAUUCAGGCGACCUAGAUCGUCUAGCCCUCGGAGUCCAGCGAGAACGGCACCACCAAAGCCACCACGACGAAAUCUCAGUGUUUCCCCAACGAAAGAUGUUGCACUGAGAGACUACGAUCCAAGUAGGAAGCUAAAAAGAUGGCGACACAGUCAUUUUAUCGAAAAUUGCAUUGCUGCAGCGAGAUGCCCUCUGAGUCCUACAAACUAUCUGCAACCACCAACACCUGAGCAUGCACCACCACCGGCAUCUGUGGCUGAAACAACCAUCAUACGACACAUGCGCCCAUUUAGUGCAACAUACAGUGAUGUUGCAACAUCCCCAGAGAGCACCUACAGUGUGAGUUCAAGUGAUGACGACAGCGACACGAGUGAUGGAUUGUUUCGCGGUACAACAUUCCUAACACGUACUUCCCUGCAUGAACGUUCACGCACAUACAUAACGCACCAGAGAUUUGAUGUAAUCGACCGAGGACGCCUUGGUGAGGAACCAGCACCGCCUGAAGAGAAAUCACCUGAAACUCCUGAUACACGAUCCGUGGAUGUUCGGUGUUUGAUGGAGAAAAAAGAAUGGAGAGCUCUGUCGAAGAGUUUGGAACUCUUUGGUGGAGAAUAUGAGAAUGGUGAACCGGAAGUUGAGAGUGAAUUGGAUGUUGUGCUAGCAAGUGUGGGCCUAGCUCACUUGGCGGAUCAAAUAACAGCUGCUGGCUUCGAUAGUGUCCCGUUCUUGGCACAAACUCUCCGAAGGGAUGAUUUGGCGGAUUUGAAUGAAGAGGAUUUUGGGAAUUUGCUUAAUGCUCUCCCCAAGGAGGAUCCCUUCACCUACCCAAAGGAUCAGGAAUUCAAUCUCAAGGAAUGGCUCGAAAGUAUCCACCUUGGGGGCUACAUUGAGGUAUUUGAGCGUCAUCUGAUGACAACGUGGGAGCGCGUUAGUAGAAUUUGGGAGAGUGAAUUGCAAACUCUCCUGGAAAUUGAGAAGAUUGGACAUCGUCGACGUAUUUUGCAAUCUCUCGAUCAUCUCAACGGUCUCCUCGGGCCACCGAAGACCAUCCAAACGGCCCUGGAGAUGCACAACCCAUUGGAGGUUGUGGGUGUUGUGUCGCUAAAUGCAACAGGGGCCAAAUGGCGUCAUGCGCCAGUUAAAUUAACCACGAGCGCCAUCACUUACAGAGCUCUCUACUUGGGAGCUACACCCAUUGAUGUCACCCACGAUGCCGCCACAACGCGUGAUUCAAUUGUGAUGCUACGUCGGCAGGAAGCACGUAGUGCCAUCUGCUUGACAAUCAGCUGCAGAGGCAUCGAACGACUUCCGGCUGAUACGAAAAAUCCUCGUCCCGAUGAGGUUUGCCUCCACAGUAUGCGGGAUAUUGCAUUUGCAUGUCAGGAUGCGGAUGAUUUCUCCCAUUUUGCUCUCAUCACAAACGAAGGACGCCAUCUUUGUCAUGUCUUCAGUGCUCAGUCAAUGGACCUCGCAACGGAAAUUAUCCUGACGAUUGGCCAGUGUUUCGAAAUAGCUUACCAAAUGGCCCUCUGUGGAAAUGGGGAGGUCUAACACCCACACCCAAUAAACACACACACACACACACUGCCACAACUGUUUCAACGUGUUUUUAAGGAUCAAAAGGAAAUCCCUUUCUUAUAAUAAUAUUAUAUAAAAGAAAAGAAGAAAAAAAAAGUAUAAAAUAUAUUUAGCAUUUCAGGAGCAGCGGUGCUCGAAAAACCACCCACAUGGAUGCCAAAUGGGUGUAUAUAUCUUGUUAGAAUGUAUCGGCAAAAUGUUACUAUAUAUAAAAGAAAAAAGUAAAAGAAAAGAAUAAAAAUGAAGCUCAAUAUUAAGAUUUAAGGAACAAAGAAAUAAGAGAAGUAAAGGUGUUGUUGUUUGAACAAGUCAAUGGAUUUUUUCGAUUUUAUUACCUGAUGACGAUAUUUAAAAAAUAGAAAAUCCGCUUAAAGCGAUUAAGAAAAGCUUAA
Molecule: messenger RNA, 2921 nt
Organism: Lutzomyia longipalpis
Lineage: Eukaryota; Metazoa; Arthropoda; Insecta; Diptera; Psychodidae
Product: ankyrin repeat and sterile alpha motif domain-containing protein 1B-like
Exons: 7
Coding region: 124-2502 (792 amino acids)
Cellular component (GO): cytosol
Molecular function (GO): protein binding
Source: RefSeq, a predicted model, not a curated record